AUGGUCAGCUCCUGCUGUGGCUCCGUCUGCUCUAACCUGAGCUGUGGAGGAGGCUGCUUCCAGCCCCAGAGCUUCGGGUCCGGCUGCUGCGGCCGCCCCUGCCCGCCCCCGCUCUCUUGCCAGACCACCGUCUGCCGGCCCGUCAGCUGCGUGCCCCGAUUCAGCCGCCCUUGCUUCCAGCCCUGCAGCCGCCCCGAGCCCUGCUGCCUCCAGCCCGGCUGCUGCCAACCUAUCUCCUGCUGCCCCUCCUCCUGCACCGCCGUCGUCUGCCGGCCUUGCUGCUGGGCCUCCACUUGCUGCCAGCCGAUUUCCGUCCAGUCCCCUUGCUGCAGGCCCCCCUGCUGCCAGCCUGCUCCUUGCCGCAUGACUUGCUGCUGA
This is a messenger RNA of Ornithorhynchus anatinus (platypus), 378 nucleotides long. RefSeq names its product keratin-associated protein 2-3-like. Bases 1 to 378 code for a protein of 125 amino acids. Lineage: Eukaryota; Metazoa; Chordata; Mammalia; Monotremata; Ornithorhynchidae. The record is from RefSeq and is a predicted model, not a curated record. The transcript has a single exon.